AUGGAAACUUCUUCGUCUGAUUUCUCUUCUACAACGGAGGUGGCGGCGACCCCGUCGAGCGCGAUGAGGAUCAUCCUCCGCAUUAGGCUCUCGCCGGCGUGGACGCCCGAAGAGGACGCGUGCCUGGAGCGCCUCGCCAGGGGGUACGGCUUCCGCCACUGGCGCCGCGUCGCCGAGGAGAUGCAGCCGAGGGAGCGGCGCCGCUCGCCCAAGCAGUGCCGCGACAGGUGGCGGGACCACCUCGCCCGCGACGUCUACCACCGCCCCUUCACCGCCGACGACGACGCCGAGCGCCGGUGGAGGGAGCUCCGCAAGAGCGACGCGUUCCUCAGGGCGCUGUACUGGCAUCCCGACCAGCCGGUGCCACCGCUACUUGACGACGCGUUGUCGUGCAGCGACGUCCUCGACUCCAGCGUGGCCUCCUACCGUGGUGGCUGCGACGCCGUGGCCGGCGGCGGCACGAUCGUUGCACCAGGGUUCGCCUGCUUCGCCGCAUAG
Molecule: messenger RNA, 498 nt
Organism: Oryza sativa Japonica Group (Japanese rice)
Lineage: Eukaryota; Viridiplantae; Streptophyta; Magnoliopsida; Poales; Poaceae
Source: RefSeq, a predicted model, not a curated record